This is a messenger RNA of Ornithodoros turicata, 985 nucleotides long. RefSeq names its product tetratricopeptide repeat protein 36-like. The coding region runs from base 359 to 913 and encodes 184 amino acids. Gene Ontology annotation, molecular function: protein binding. NCBI's taxonomy places the organism in Eukaryota, Metazoa, Arthropoda, Arachnida, Ixodida, Argasidae. Gene Ontology annotation, biological process: cilium assembly. The transcript has 3 exons. The record is from RefSeq and is a predicted model, not a curated record.
GGGAAGUCAGUGCGCUAUCCGUGACUGUGGUCUAGACGAUGUGAUGGAAGAACACGGAGAACACACCAUAACGGCACUGGUCACUUGCAGCCUGAGGGCCUGAGUACGCAGGAUUGAAAAAAGAGAGAGAGAGAGAGACUACUGGAUCUCUCAAGCCCCCCAGAGCGCGCGCACUUUUUCUACUCUGAAAGUAUGCGAUAACUCCACCACUCAGUGACGCAUGAGCGCAGCUCCAAAUCAUGAUUAGAGAAUGAGAUAAGCGCCAACUUUCUUGCCUUGAGCGAAGAAAGGAAAGUUGCCCAUCAAGAUCUCUCCCAUCUCUCCCAGUGUCGGACGUGCGUUUGCGUCGUGCAGGCAAAUGGCUACCGCGAACGAUCGGGCUGUUUUGGAGGCGAUAUUUAAUCCUCUCUAUGCUGAGCUAGGAAUUGUUCCCGUCGACGAAGAAUCGGAAAAAGUCGAAAAUCGAGGCGAUGAUGAUGAUGACAUGGAGGCAGUUCGAGACUUGGAAACGCAGGGUGUUGAAGCUGCGGAGAAAGGAGAAAUAGAAAAAUCUGUUCAGAUAUUCACUAAAGCCAUUGAGCUCGCUCCAAAGAGAGCUUCUGCAUUUAAUAACCGUGCUCAGGCAUUACGUUUCAAAGGGGACGUCGAAGGUGCCAUGGAAGAUCUUAACAAUGCCAUCAACCUAAGUGAUGGACAAGGUCUUGUUGCCCGUCAAGCUUUGUGCCAGAGGGGACUCCUGUAUCGCCUCAAAGAAAGAAAUGAAGAAGCGUUGGAGGACUUCAAGAAAGCUGCGAAACUCGGAAGUCCGUUUGCUCAGACACAAGUUGUCCAAAUGAAUCCGUAUGCUGCCCUCUGCAAUCAAAUGCUCGGGCAAAUGUUUGCAAAAAUACGGCAAGGAGAAGAGUCAUUUUAACGCCGCUGCUGUUGGCUUUCACACUCUGUAAGCCCCGUAUUUGUCGUGUACAUAAAUAUCACUAUCAUUCCU